AUGAGCUCGAUCGGAACCGGAUACGACUUGGCCGCUGCGACAUUUUCGCCUGAUGGUCGAAUCUUUCAAAUUGAAUAUGCGCACAAGGCCGUCGACAACAGCGAUACGAUGAUCGCGCUGCGCGGCAAGCAUGGAGUUGUCUGUGCGGUAGAAAAAAUCGUGGCCUCAAAACUGAAUGUCGAGAACGCGAACCCACGAAUGAUGAGGGCCGCCGAACAUAUUGGACUUGGAAUGGCCGGUGUCUACCCCGAUUGCAGGAAUUUGCGUGAUUAUGCGGUAGACGAAUGCCUGAAGUUUCUCCGCGACUACCGCGAGCCGAUCACCCCGAAAAAACUGGCAGCCACCAUUGCGGAGUAUGUCCAUGUCUUCACGCUAGGCAUCAGCCGUCCGUAUGGCUGCGCGAUGUUCGUCAACUCGUGGGAUGAGACCGACGGGGGCAAGAUCUAUUUGAUCGAGCCCAGCGGUCUUAGCUACGAGUAUAAGGCGUGGGCUGUUGGCAAACAUCGUCAGGCGGCUAAGGCCGAAAUCGAGAAGCUGAAGCUAGAAGAGCUCGAAAUGGAGCAGCUGGUGAAGGAGGCCGUGCGCAUCAUCAUGGCUAUCAGGGAUGAAAACAAGGAAAAGAAUUGCACGAUCGAGAUGAGCUGGGUGGGCGAGAACACGAAGGGCAAGGUUGAAAUCGUACCCAACAACUUGCUCGCCGACGCUGAGGCCUGGGCACGCGAGCGUCUCGACGAGGACGAUAUGGAAGAC
Molecule: messenger RNA, 750 nt
Organism: Mesorhabditis spiculigera
Lineage: Eukaryota; Metazoa; Nematoda; Chromadorea; Rhabditida; Rhabditidae
Source: the annotation of a GenBank genome assembly